AUGGCUUCCAUGGAGCCUGUUAGGUGUAGUAUUAUGAUGCUAAUUACAGUAUUUGUGACAGUAGUUAACAGUGCAGAGUUAUUCCUUGAAUGGCACGUUACCUCUGAUUCAGGCAUCAAGCCGGUCUCUGCAGAUCAACCUGUUAUAACUAUCAAUGGCAUGUUCCCUGGUCCUCUUAUCAAUGCUAGCACAAAUGAUAAGGUCCACAUCAAUGUUUUCAAUGAUUUGGAUGAACCCUUGCUAUUUACAUGGAAUGGGAUUCAACAAAGGUUGAAUUCAUGGCAAGAUGGGGUUUCAGGCACAAACUGUCCCAUUCAACCUGGUACCAACUGGACUUAUGUCUUCCAAACCAAAGACCAAAUUGGAACUUUCUCCUACUUCCCUUCCAUCAAUUUCCUUAAAGCUGGGGGAGGAUUUGGUCCUAUUCGAGUCAAUAGUCGCCCUGUGAUCCCGGUUCCCUUUGCUAAACCAGAAGCAGAAUAUGAUCUUCUGAUUGGUGACUGGCUCCAAACUAACUAUAAAGAUGCUAGGUCCAAUCAGGAUGCUACUCCUGAAUGGAUGCUAAUAAACGGCAAGCCACCAUAUUUGAACAAUCUUUCAUUACCUCAUGAGUCCUUCAAUGUUACACAAGGAAAAACAUAUUUGCUCAGGAUAUCAAAUGUGGGUACAAAAUGGAGCUUCAACUUCAGGAUUCAAAAUCACACUAUGGUUGUGGUUGAAACUGAAGGGUCAUAUGUGAGUCAGAUGGAGUUGGAUUCUCUUGAUGUUCAUGUGGGGCAGUCUUAUUCUGUUCUUGUCACAGCAAACCAAAGUGUUAGUGAUUACUAUAUGGUGGCUUCUCCCAAACUGCAUAAUCCCUCAGAUAUAACCAGUCUUGUUGGCAUAGCUGUUCUUCACUAUGAGAAUUCAACCACUCCUGCUAAGGGGUCUCUCCCCACUGGUCCUGACCCAUUUGAUCUUCAAUUCUCAAUCAACCAAGCUAAAUCUAUUAGGUGGAACCUAACUGCAGGAGCCGCAAGGCCUAAUCCUCAAGGAACCUUCAAUGUAACAAAUGUGACGAUAUCUCAAACCUUCAUUCUGAAGGCAUCAACAUCUGAUAUCAAUGGCUCUUUGCACUACACUGUAAACAAUGUGUCAUACUUGACCCCAGAUACCCCAUUAAAGUUAGCUGACCACUUCAGCAAUGGAACUGGAGUAUAUGAUCUUGAUGAAUAUCCCACGAACUCUUCAAAUGAUAAAAUAGUUCGCGGAGUAUUUGUAGCAAGUGGAUUGCAUAAAGGGUGGCUGGAGGUUGUGUUCAAAAAUGAACUGGAGACUAUAGAUACUUGGCAUUUGGAUGGAUUCAAUUUCUUUGUUGUUGGGUUUGGUGAGGGAAAAUGGAAGCCAGAAUUGAGAUCAAAAUACAAUCUUUAUGAUCCAGUGUCACGCUCCACAGUGCAAGUGUUCCCUAGAGGAUGGAGUGCUGUGUAUGCAUACCUCGAUAACCCAGGAAUGUGGAAUUUGAGAUCACAGAAACUCAGAAGUUGGUAUUUGGGCCAAGAGCUCUAUGUGAGGGUCUAUGAUCCUGAUCCCAACCCUAGCAAAGAGGACCCGCCUCCAGAGAACCUCCUCUUAUGUGGAAAGUAUCAACCUGAUGCACCAGGCCCUUCUCCCUCAGGGCCACCUGCACCAUCACCCUCUAAUUCCAGGACAUGGGGUCCCCCAGAUAUGACAUGGCCUCUUGUUGCCAUGAUCACCGCCCUGCUUCCUCUAUAUUGGCCAGCAACUUAA
This is a messenger RNA of Neltuma alba, 1770 nucleotides long. Its product is annotated as monocopper oxidase-like protein SKU5. The transcript has 9 exons. Gene Ontology annotation, cellular component: plasma membrane. NCBI's taxonomy places the organism in Eukaryota, Viridiplantae, Streptophyta, Magnoliopsida, Fabales, Fabaceae. The record is from RefSeq and is a predicted model, not a curated record. The coding region runs from base 1 to 1770 and encodes 589 amino acids. Gene Ontology annotation, molecular function: oxidoreductase activity; copper ion binding.